AGAAAGCGAAAUUGUGGUUCAUCACUGACAGUUUCCUCUUCGCACCAGCGCGGAAAGUGCUCUAGCAGUCGUGGAGUAGCCAACAGUAGCCCAACAGCACCGGGACAGCAAAAUGAAGAACUGUCGUCCAGCAGUGAGCCUCUCGUUUGUUGUGUUAGCAGGUUUGAUAUUCAGUAAAGGAUGUGCGAAUGAAAAACAGACUUCUUCCGUGGGAUCAUCACUGGCGCCUUCUUCAUCACCACCACUAGCAACAACUUUAUAUAAGAGCUCAUCCACAGGAACUGCUUCUCCGAAAACAACGGAAACUACACAUACAACUAACUCGACAUCUGCUCAUCCAACAUCAACUGAAAGCUCUCCACUUCCACAAACUACCUCCACAAAUAGGUCAACUACAUCAUCUCCAUUUUCAAGUACCAUCUCCCCUCAAAGCUCACAGACUACAGGACAUGUCACCUUAAACCAGACAACCAAUGGGACAACUACACAAUCAGUGUCAACUUUGGCUGUGAAUCUCACCACAUCAACAGAGCAGUCCAACAGCACAAACACUGAAAAUUCAACCACUGCCAUGGCAACAGCAGCGCCUACAUCAGUGAGCGUGAACUCCACAACACCAUCUUUCAAUUCAACUACAAAAGAAGUGAAUUCUAGUACUGAACGCAGCACUCCUUCAACAAAACCUCAGCGCUCCACUUCAGCCAUUCAGGAGACAUCAACAAAGAUGGUAACGAAAACAUCAUCGGCGCAAAUGAAACCUUUAUUAAGCACAAUGCAACACAAAACAUCAAGUAAGCCAAUCAGCGGCAAUCCCCCCAAGGCUCUGAGUUCAGCGAGCGUUGCGGCCAUAGUCAUCGGGUUCAUUAUCCUUGUGAUAGUCUUAUUUGGUGGAGCCUAUUAUUUCAAAAUGAGGCGACCUUCUUACGGCCGUCUUCUGGAUGACGCAGAGUACGGAUCAGUGGGCAAUGUCCUCAACCCCAUGUUUGAGGGCUAAGGGAAGAACUCACCCUGCUCCAGUGAUCUUUAUUCAGGUGCCAGCAUUUGGACUGUAGGAGUCCAGAUCAUCUACUCCCAUCUACUGCUUUGGGCAAGAAGAUGCUGUGCGAUCUGACAAUCAGUGCCGUCUGCUGUUUUUCUCAUGAAUGUGAUAUUGUGUGAUUGUUAUAUACAACCACAUCACUGGAUAUGUAAAAUGUGAAUUUUAUUAGAAAUGAGUCAAUAGAUUUGAAGUGAUAAAUGAUUGAAAGCUUUUAAAAUUUUUAAUUACUUUGAAAAUUCACUGCAAAAAAAUGAUAUAUUGGCAAGUGAACACAUCUUAAAUCUAGUCAGUAUACAGUUGUAUGCAAAGU
Molecule: messenger RNA, 1349 nt
Organism: Colossoma macropomum (tambaqui)
Lineage: Eukaryota; Metazoa; Chordata; Actinopteri; Characiformes; Serrasalmidae
Gene: parm1
Product: prostate androgen-regulated mucin-like protein 1
Exons: 4
Coding region: 113-994 (293 amino acids)
Cellular component (GO): early endosome; plasma membrane; late endosome
Source: RefSeq, a predicted model, not a curated record